GCGGUGUGUAGCCCCCUCCUCAUCAGCACAGACACACAGAUAAAGCAGAACCUGCUGCUCCAUCCACCCACACAGACAGACUGAUACUUUCUCGUUCAGCUCUCGUGUCCAUACACUGCAUCGCGUGCAGAAACAUGUCUGACAAGCCCAACAUGACAGAAAUCACAUCCUUUGACAAAACCAAGCUCAGGAAGACAGAGACCCAAGAAAAAAAUCCCUUGCCAACCAAAGAAACUAUUGAACAGGAGAGGCAGGGAGAGUCCACGCCUUGAACGCAACGCAGUCACACACCAGAAGGGGAUGACUGAGAUCAACAAGAGAAGGACUUGGGGGGAAUUGAACCAGUAACUGAUGUGUUAUUUGUUUCAUAGUUUUGUUUGUUAGAGAACUAAAUAAAAAUAAAAGUACGAAAUUUCUACGAAUGCAUUUUA
Carassius gibelio (silver crucian carp) is the source of this 431-nucleotide messenger RNA. RefSeq names its product thymosin beta-like. The coding region runs from base 135 to 272 and encodes 45 amino acids. NCBI's taxonomy places the organism in Eukaryota, Metazoa, Chordata, Actinopteri, Cypriniformes, Cyprinidae. Gene Ontology annotation, molecular function: actin monomer binding. Gene Ontology annotation, cellular component: cytoplasm. The record is from RefSeq and is a predicted model, not a curated record. The transcript is spliced from 3 exons. Gene Ontology annotation, biological process: regulation of cell migration; actin filament organization.